AUGGCGGCGGCGGCGAACGGCGGGGGCGGGGAGACCAAGGCGGCGUUCGCGCGGAUCUACGACGCGCUCAAGGCGGAGCUGCUCCGGGACCCCGCCUUCGAGUACACGGAGUCGUCGCACCAGUGGAUCGACCGCAUGCUGGACUACAAUGUACUGGGAGGAAAGUGCAACCGUGGGCUCUCUGUGGUCGAUAGCUAUAAGCUGUUGAAAGGCGUCGAUGUUCUUACCGAGGAGGAGAUGUUUCUUGCCUCCACUCUCGGUUGGUGCAUUGAAUGGCUUCAAGCCUUCUUUCUUGUGCUCGAUGAUAUCAUGGACGACUCCCACACUCGACGUGGGCAGCCUUGUUGGUUUAGGGUGCCUCAGGUUGGCUUCAUUGCUGUAAAUGAUGGGAUUCUCCUUCGCAACCAUAUUUCGAGAAUGCUUCGGCUCCACUUUAAGAAGAAGCCUUACUAUGCCGAUCUCCUUGAUUUAUUCAACGAGGUUGAGUUCAAGACAGCUUCUGGUCAAAUGCUGGACCUUAUUACAACCCACGAGGGAGAAAAAGAUCUAACGAAAUAUAACAUUGGGGUCCACCGCCGAAUUGUUCAAUUCAAGACAGCCUACUAUUCAUUUUAUCUGCCGGUUGCAUGUGCGCUACUACUCUCUGGUGAGAGUUUGGAGAACUACGGUGCUGUAGAGAACAUACUUGUUGAGAUGGGAACUUACUUCCAAGUUCAGGAUGAUUAUCUGGACUGUUAUGGUGAUCCUGAAUUUAUUGGCAAGAUCGGCACCGACAUUGAAGAUUACAAGUGCUCCUGGCUAGUUGUCCAAGCUCUUGAGCAUGCUGAUGAGAGCCAAAAGAGCAUUCUAUUUUUAAUGCUUCUACAGGAAAACUAUGGAAAGAAAGAUCCAGCAUGUGUGGCAAAAGUGAAGGAUCUCUACAAAGAACUUAACCUUGAGGCGGUAUUUCAUGAGUACGAGAGCGAGAGCUACAAGAAGCUGAUUGCUGAUAUCGAAGCCCAGCCGAGCGUUCCUGUUCAGAAGGUUCUGAAGUCCUUCUUGCACAAGAUCUACAUGAGGCAGAAGUAG
Triticum turgidum subsp. durum (durum wheat) is the source of this 1068-nucleotide messenger RNA. Lineage: Eukaryota; Viridiplantae; Streptophyta; Magnoliopsida; Poales; Poaceae. The record is from the annotation of a GenBank genome assembly.